AUGAAUAACGACUCGAGUCACUCGGCCGUACCCCAGCUUGCACCUGGCAGUAAGAAGCGUCGAAGAAGGAAUGUGGUCAUUUCCGACGACGACUGCGAGGAGUACCACGCCGUCGAAACAGAGCGGGCGGGGAAUUCCCUCAACCAGCUCCUGAAAAGGAGACUCAAACGUGAAGUGCGAGGGCCCAAAGUCAGGUUAGAACACAGGGAUUACAAGGCUAUGCUCGAUAAUGUCCACGAGCCACUGCCCAUGAACGAAAACGAUACCAACCUGUAUGUGUUUGGCGAAAUUGGCGCUCACAAUAUUGUCAUCGCGUGUCUACCCUCGGGACAAUAUGGCACCGCCAAAGCAGCUCUGGUAGCGAACACUAUGCGCUGGAGUUUUCCUUCCAUAACUAUCAGGUUGAUGGUUGGCAUCGGCGGUGGCGCACCGCGUGAGCAGCUCGAUCUCCGCCUUGGCGAUGUUGUUGUCAGCAACCCAACGGCAGGGUCACCCGGCGUCAUUCAGUAUGACUUCGGCAAGACCGAACAGGAAGGCUUCUUCCACAAUACAGGUGUCUUGAACAAGCCUUCCGAGGCGCUUCUUAAAGCGCUGACCAAGCUAAGAGCCAGUCACGAGUUGCAGCCUAAUCAGAUGCCCACGAUGCUCGCGCAGAUGAAGAGCUCAAACAGUAAUAUGGGUAAAUACGUUCACCAGGGAGCUGAAAAUGACCGCCUUUACGAUGCUGCGUACGACCACCCAAAGGGUAAAUUUAGCUGCGAUGAGUGCGACAGCUCAAGAUUGAUUGAUCGGCCAAUUAGGCCUGAUAACGAUCCCAGGCACGGAAAGACGCGCGAUCGUGUUGCACAACAACAUGACGUUCUUUGCUUUGAGAUGGAGGCAGCCGGCCUGAUGGACAAUUUUCCAUGCUUAAUUAUCAGAGGAAUCUGUGACUACUCCGACUCGCACAAACUGGAAGGAUGGCAGCCAUAUGCUGCAGCAACUGCCGCGGCAUAUGCAAAGGAGCUCCUGAUGACUAUUCCAUCUCAGGAGGGCCAGAUUCCAGCGCCAAGGACAAUCGAGAUCCGACAAGACCAGAGUUCACUUGACAGGCGGAAAGAGAUACUCACCUCUCUUAAAUUCGAUCAAAUCGACGAUAGACAUGCUUCUAUCAAAAAAGCACAUGGCAAAACCUGCCACUGGCUUACGAAACACCCCAAGUUUGUCAAAUGGCUGGACCCCGGAUCUGUUGCCCACCACCAUGGUUUUCUCUGGAUUAGUGGGAAGCCUGGCGCCGGCGAGUCAACAAUCAUGAAGUUCGCCUACAAUCGCGCACAAAGACCGUCGGGCCAUAACGCGGCUGUCCUGUCGUUCUUCUUCAAUGCUAGAGGUGGAGUGUUAGAGAGAACUGCUGAGGGAAUGCACAGGUCUCUCCUUGUACAGCUUCUUGCGAAGAUCCCCAGGCUACAAGGAGUUCUUGAAGAUCAUGAAAUCCGGGACCAUCUCGAUAUCAACUCGAAAGCAGAAAAUUGGAGCCUUCCCUUGUUGAGGGAUGUCUUCGAAAGAGCUAUAUCAAAAUUAGGUUCAGACCAGAUAACCUGUUUUAUCGACGCGCUAGAUGAAUGCGCAGAAUACGAAGCUCAGCAAAUGCUCAACUUCUUUGAGAAUCUCGGCCAAUGCGCUGUUCAAACUAACACGAAACUGUUCGUCUGUUCUAGUCGGCAUUACCCUUCGUUAGAUAUCCGAUACAAAGUUAAGUUCAUAUUAGAAAAUCAACGCGGCCACGACAAGGACUUGGAAGCUUACGUUCAAAACGCUUUGAGUCCCACCACACCUCAGCAAGAGACCGAGAUUACGGCACAGAUCCUACAUAAGGCUUCGGGAGUCUUCAUGUGGGUGGUGCUGGUUGUCAAUAUUCUUAAUAAGGUGAUCCGAACAGGUCGGAUCCAUGAGAUUGAAGAGACACUAGAACGGCUACCACCGGAAUUAAGCAAGCUUUUUGCAGAAAUGCUUGGAAAGGAUGAUUAUUAUAUGGGAGACCUACUACUUUCUGUGCAGUGGCUUUUGUUUGGAACACGUCCGUUGACGGCAGACGAAUACUAUGCAGCCCUAGUAUCGGGCCUGAAACCCGGUUUCCUUCCUCAGUUGGACCCUGAACGCGUCAUGAAGCAAGACAUCGAAAACUUUGUGGUCAACUCCUCAAAGGGCCUUGCCGAAACUACGAAGACGCAAAGCAAGCCUGCCAUGGUCCAAUUCAUCCACGAGCCCGUCAGAGACUUUUUCCUCAAGGACAAUGGCCUUGAAACCACAUUCCCUGAACGGGUGAUAACCGAGGGCGAAUGUCACGAGCAACUUAAGAGAUGUUGCUAUGCAUACAUAAAAGCAUGCAGUCUAUCAAUCAUCUCGAGCAAGGAAUCGGUUUUUCGAAAAGCUGACCGGUUUCCGAAGGCCUUGGGUGCUUCAAUGAUCGCCAAAUUUCCUUCUCUGGGGUACGCCAGGACGCAGGUUUUGUACCACUCCAAUGCUGCUGCAAAUAUGGCAAUACCGCAAGACCAGUUUCUGGAAGAAUUUGCGGCUUCACUUGAAAAUUGGAUCAAGUUCAAUAAUCUCUUUGAGCGAUAUAAGACCUGUCAUUACACGUCAAUGGCCUCUUUGACGUAUAUCCUUGCAAAUCGCGGUCUGGAUUCUUUACUCGAGGCCAACAUUCGCCGCGACCCUCUCAUCGAGACAUCUGUAGAAGAGCAACACAGAAGCCCCAUAGCUGCAGCUAUCUAUAGAAGCCAUCUCAGAGCAGCCGAAAUUUUGUUGCUUCAUUUGGACAAGAACAUGGUCAACAAUCACCUUAAAACCAAGGGAGGCAGCACAUUACUUUACGGAGCUGUCAAGAAGGGAUUGGCCGAGGUUGUAGAAUUACUUCUCGCGGCAGGAGCGGAAUCUAACGAUUCUGAGACCAUGGAAGAUCCGCUCCAUUACGCGAUCGUUCAAGGAAAUGAGGCUAUAGUGAAACUCCUCCUUUUUCCUGUGGACAAUUACGACGUGCCCCUCGCCCGUUUCAUAAUCGAGAAGGGGGCUGAUGUCAAUCAACGUAUGGACGGCAUCCCGGUUUUGCACCGAGCCAUAUCCGCCUCCCUUUAUGGCAUAGAUAUCUUCAAAAUUCUGCUCGAGAAUGUUGCCGACGUUGAGAUUGCGGAUUGUGAUGGUGUCACUACGCUCCAUCGCGUCGCCCGCGACGGCGAUCAUAGCAUUUUGGAGAUGAUACUCAGAGCCAGGCCAGAUGUCAAUCGUAUCGAUAACUAUGGUCGAACUCCUGUUAUCUUCGCAUGUAGAAACUACAGCCUCCAUCCCACGGCCAUCAUCGCCUUGUUCGAGCAAGGCGCGGACAUCAAUUUACCAGAUCUGGAAGGAAACACCCCAAUGUUUGUCAGUAUUGAUGCACGCAGACCGCCCCAACUCGAAUGCGUACUUCAACUCGGCGCCAACAUUAACGACGUCAACAAGCAGGGGCAGACUGCCCUGUUCAUGGGCUGCCAAACCGGGAGACUCGAAAUUGUAGAGCUAGGCUCUACAAAUCCAGCAGGAGAAACAGCUUUGUUUGGUGUCUUUCCCGGGCACGAGGAAGCCCCGUUGAUAGUUAAGUUGCUAUUAGAGGCAGGCCUUGAUCCCAUGCACACGAAUUCCGCAGGCGAAACUUUCUUUGAAUCAUCGACAUGGUUUCCGAAGCUUGACAAGAAUCUUCGAGAAUCCAUUUUCAGAGCAAUUGCAGAGAGGGAAAUCAACCAAACUGACGAGAUUGGUCGAACGAUUCUGAUGAAAGUCGCGACCGAUGAUGACCCUCGUGCCACUUCAUUUCUAUUAAAGGUCGGGGCCGAUCCCAACAUUUCGGACAGGCGAGGAUACACCCCACUCUUUGCAGUGAUAGACGCAUCACAAUCGGAACAUCAUGACCUCGUUGUUGACGCUCUUUUGCGGAGCGGCGCCGAAACACGUAAACCAGGCCCAAACUCCAAAACUCCUCUGCAAAUGGCUCAACGACUCGGAAAAAACGGAAUUGCUUCCUGGUUGCGCUAUAUAGCAUGA
Colletotrichum godetiae is the source of this 4056-nucleotide messenger RNA. RefSeq lists its product as uncharacterized. Gene Ontology annotation, biological process: nucleoside metabolic process. The record is from RefSeq and is a predicted model, not a curated record. Gene Ontology annotation, molecular function: catalytic activity; protein binding. The coding region runs from base 1 to 4056 and encodes 1351 amino acids. The transcript has 6 exons. NCBI's taxonomy places the organism in Eukaryota, Fungi, Ascomycota, Sordariomycetes, Glomerellales, Glomerellaceae.